CUGCUCUGGUAGUUGUUCUUCGAAAUGCCUGAGCCAGCGAAAUCCGCUCCCGCGCCCAAGAAGGGGUCGAAGAAGGCGGUGACCAAGGCGCAGAAGAAGGACGGCAAGAAGCGCAAGCGCAGCCGCAAGGAGAGCUACUCGGUGUACGUGUACAAGGUGCUGAAGCAGGUCCACCCGGACACCGGCAUCUCAUCCAAGGCCAUGGGCAUCAUGAACUCGUUCGUGAACGACAUCUUCGAGCGCAUCGCGGGCGAGGCGUCGCGCCUGGCGCACUACAACAAGCGCUCGACCAUCACGUCUCGGGAGAUCCAGACGGCCGUGCGCCUGCUGCUGCCCGGGGAGCUGGCCAAGCACGCCGUGUCCGAGGGCACCAAGGCCGUCACCAAGUACACCAGCUCCAAGUGAGUGCGUCCUCAGAAAACGUCCGAUCAGUCUCAGCCCUCACCCCAAAGGCUCUUUUCAGAGCCAUUCCAUUUUCCUGAAAGAACUGCCACUCCGCUUGUGGCUUCUUAAACUUAAUACAACAACUUUCUCUUUUUGGCUUUUGAAAUUCUCACUGAAGAACUUUCCGUUGCUGUGUUCGAUGUCGAUGUAUAUCAAACCCCGUAAGAAUUUUCCUUUAUUAAAGAACUUGAUCAUCUCUGUCUACCUGCUAAAGUGUUGCUCGCUCAAGGAGGUGCUUGUCGCACAAACGUACUGAUUAACUUCACUUUUGACUGCUGUGCUGAAUUUGCUAAUAAAAACCAAAAGAGAAAGUCAACACUGGUGCCCGUGACCAAUCCUGAUGCUGCGCGGGAAAUUUGAAACCCUCCCUUUCU
This is a messenger RNA of Dipodomys ordii (Ord's kangaroo rat), 818 nucleotides long. RefSeq names its product histone H2B type 1. Bases 25 to 405 code for a protein of 126 amino acids. Gene Ontology annotation, cellular component: nucleosome. Gene Ontology annotation, molecular function: protein heterodimerization activity; DNA binding; structural constituent of chromatin. NCBI's taxonomy places the organism in Eukaryota, Metazoa, Chordata, Mammalia, Rodentia, Heteromyidae. The record is from RefSeq and is a predicted model, not a curated record. The transcript has a single exon.